Molecule: messenger RNA, 1761 nt
Organism: Miscanthus lutarioriparius
Lineage: Eukaryota; Viridiplantae; Streptophyta; Magnoliopsida; Poales; Poaceae
Source: the annotation of a GenBank genome assembly
AUGGCGCCGCCACAACCCCGCCUCGGCCUCGGCCUCGCGCUCGCAGUCCUCCUCGCGCUCAGCUCCGCGGCGUCCGCAGACCCGCGCACGUCCGUGGCGGGGCAGACGUGCGCGCCGGGCACGGCCGUGUCCGGCUCCACGCUGGCCGACAACUUCGUGCCGGCCAUGGACGAGCUCAACACCAACGUCAGCGAGCGCGGCUUCGGUACCUCCGCCGUCGGCUCGGGCCCCAACACGGUCUUCGGCCUCGGCCAGUGCCUCCGCGACCUCUCCCCCGUCGACUGCAAGCUCUGCUUCGCCGAGGUGCGCUCGCUGCUGCCCAAGUGCUACCCGCGCGUCGGGGGCCGCCUCUACCUCGACGGCUGCUUCGGACGCUACGGCAAUUACUCCUUCUUCGGGGAGGCCCUCGACGCCGCCAGCGACGCCCGCGUCUGCGGCACGGCCGCAGAGGGGAACUACACGGGCGCCGACCCGCGGGCGUUCGGGGACGCCGUGCGCGCCGCGCUGGCCAACGUCACCGCGGCGGCGGAGGCUCCAGGGAGCCAUGGGUUCGGGGCGGGAUCAGCGGCCGUGGGGGCCGCCACGGCGUUCGCGAUCGCGCAGUGCUGGGAGACCCUCAACGGCACCGCCUGCGCACAGUGCCUCCGCGCGGCGUCGGACGCAGUGGCGCCCUGCGCGCCGGCCACGGAGGGUCGCGCGCUUUUUGCAGGCUGUUACCUCCGUUACUCCACCAGGCAAUUCUGGAAUGUCAACGGCACGGCGGGAUCGGGCUCGUCAGUGCACAGUGGCAUUUUGUGGAUAUUGCUGGGUUCAUUUCUUGGUGCUUUUGCAAUUGUUCUAGUCAUUGCUUUUCUGGCAUGGAAGAAAAGAAUUCUCAGCAGGAGAAAAGGGUGCAACUCCUUCAUAGAUAUGUAUGGGGAUGGACUCUCUGUCAGAAUUGCACAGUCUAGUUUGAGUUUCAAAUAUGAAGAGUUAAGAAAAGCAACAAAUUAUUUUGAUCCAUCAAACAAACUUGGUCAAGGAAGUUAUGGAGCUGUAUACAAGGCUGUUCUUCCGGAUGGAAAGGAAGUAGCUGUCAAGAGAUUAUUCCUAAAUACAAGGCAGUGGGCCGAUCAGUUUUUCAAUGAAGUCGACCUAAUAAGUCAAGUUCGUCAUAAGAAUCUAGUUAAGUUGCUUGGCUGCAGCAUGAAUGGUCCAGAGAGUUUGCUUGUUUAUGAAUACUACUUCAACAAGAGCCUUGAUCUCUUCUUGUUUGGUAAGGCCAUGAUAGGCUACAUGGCUCCUGAAUACAUAGUGCAUGGGCAUUUGACAGAGAAAGCUGAUGUCUUCAGCUAUGGUGUUCUUGUUCUCGAGAUUGUAACAGGGAAAAGAUGUAGCAACUCAAAUGGUUCACACGGAGGACAGGUUUUGUUAACAAAGGUAUGGAAACACUACAAGGAUAACAGAGUGGGGAUGAUUGUUGAUCGAAGCAUAUAUGAUCGAAGCAUAUAUGAAGACUCUAUCAGGGAUGAGGUCAUGCAUAUACUGCAGAUUGGGCUGCUAUGUACACAAGCAAAUUCUGAUGACAGGCCUACAAUGGGGAAGGUGGUGGAGUUGCUGAGAAACCACAGGAAUGCUUUGGAGAUUGUCUUGAGUGACCCUCCAUUUCUGAAUGUCGAUGCUGUUGAGGACAUCAAAGAAGGGGAACAUUCACGAUUGCUGUCCUCCAAUUCUGCUCCGUCACUGUCAGGCUCGUCCCGAUCUUACUUAAGUGGGAGAUAA